AUGGAGUUUUGUGUGUUGCGUCUGAGUGUUGAAAUGCCACUCAUUGUUCAGGCCCACCACGAGGCUGUGAUGGUGGUGGAAAAUGACAUCGAAGAGGUUAUGGGGCGUUUGGCAUGUGGUUUUAUUUGUGAAGAAGAGGGGAACGGAAGAAGCUUGGAGUCAAGGAGACCCAAGAGUCUUGAAAAAGGAGUUGAACUGGAUCACCACUGGGUUGAGUUUGAUGAUGUUCGAUAUCAUAUUCAGGUGUCAAUGAAGAAUCCUCAUGUUUUGCUGCUAUCAGUUUCGUUGCCUACUCCUUCUUCAGAAACUAUUUUUGUUAAUGGACUUCCUUUUGGAGCCAUUGAAGCAAUAAAAGCUUCAUAUGGUAAUCUUGUGCAAAUUCUUGAUCCUCCAAGGGAUGGCUUUAACCUCACAUUAAAAAUAAAUCUGUCAAAGCUUCCGGCAAAUCAAGAGCAAAAAUAUGCCUUUUUGGUAAAAGUUGCAUCAAUAAGAGAGGUCGUCCUUGGUGCACCACUGAGAGUAAUUUUAGAACAUCUUGCUGCAAGAACUGUUGCUCCGGACUUGGAUCCACCUGUUGCCCUUGUUCAUCGGCCUAAUGAGUCUUUCUUUCUUUUUCCUCAGAAUAGUCGAGUGCAACUUGGCUUGCAGCUGGCCAGAGUUAAAUUCCAUGCUAUCUGUCCUUUGUCGCUGAGCAUUGUUGAAUUGGUUCAGCGUCUAGGCUACAUCAUGUUUCAGGAUCUUUCUGCUGAUAAGGUGAUCGUGGUGUAUCCUAUGAGAUUCAACGAUUCAAUAGACAUUGUUCUUGCAACUUCAUUCCUGCAGGAAUUUGUCGAAGCCAGGCGUACAGCAGGACUUCAUAAUACCCCGCCUUGUUCGUGGUCACUUACUCCUCCACUGGAAAUAAAAGGAGUUCCCUCUGAUGCAUUAUCUGCAAAUGCAGGAUUUGUUACAUUUGGCCAGAAACUGGAUCGUACAGUAUGGAAUCUGUCAACUUUUCAUGCCUAUGUUAGCUAUCAUGUUAAGUGCUCCGAAGGAUUUAUGCAUACACGCAUGCGGCGUCGUGUGGAGUCCUUGAUUCAGGUGGAAUCAUUGUCUACGUUUGCUCUGGAUCGUGCCAAACCAGAUGCCGAGAAUUCAACGAAAACUUCAUUCAACAGAUCCUUCAAACGGCUGAUGCUUGUAACCCGAAGUUGUGAUUCUCCUUCUGAACUCUUCACGCCAAGUAUCCAAGGACUUGCUGGACUAUUUCUGCAGACUGCUCCAGGAGCUUCAGAAUCAGCAAUAUGUUUAGAAGCUAUUGAGACCAUGAAAUCAGCACCUGAAGCUUGUUCUGGGUUGAUGAGUUAUCAUGCGAUCACAUCUUACCUAGAGAGACUUCUUGAUAAUAACAGAGAAUAA
This is a messenger RNA of Sphenostylis stenocarpa, 1398 nucleotides long. NCBI's taxonomy places the organism in Eukaryota, Viridiplantae, Streptophyta, Magnoliopsida, Fabales, Fabaceae. The record is from the annotation of a GenBank genome assembly.